UUUAAGUCAGCAAAAUGGACUUAAGAAAUCAGGUCCUUUGCUGCAAAGCACAAUGGGAAAUCAAUAUCGCACACCAGAACUAGGAGGCAUAAGAACAGAAAAGGUUUAAUAUUUACAAAGCAAACAAAUAAACAUGGUUUUAUUUAGAACUGUUUGGGCUGGAAGGGACCUUAAAGAUCAUCUGGUUUAACUGCACUCAAAAAAAAAAACCUGUAUUUUUUUCUAGAAAUCUUACAAUCCGUAAGUAUAAUUUUAUUAGAAUAAAAAUGCAGUCCUGUCAGUGAACAUCCCUCUGAGGUGUUUAGAGUAUCCCAGCCAGAUCUUCCCUACAAGAGACUUUUUUCCAUCAUUAACAUUGCUGGCAAGGACAAGGAUAAAGCAGUAGAACACAAGUUUCAAAUUGAGAAGGAUCAAUUAAAAUGGGCUUAAAUGCAGACAUUCUUGUUUCUGGAAUAUUACAACUGUUGCUACCCUUCCAAAGUGCUGGAUCACAGAGUCAGUGCAGAGGCUGAGAAUGCUUUCUACAGAGUGAGAAAAGUGAAGGGAAGGAAAUUAUUGGAAAGAAUGGAGGCAUGAAUAUUAAGAGCAGGAAAAAAUAUAUAUUAAAAAAAUCUACAAAUAUAGCCAAAACCAGAGAGCAUAGAAAGCACUGAAGAGGAACCAAUAACUACACCUGGAGAAAUACUAAAGGCACCAUGGAAGCAAAGAGAGCUACACAGGUUAACAGUCUCUGUUCUCCACCAUGGCUAUAAAAACUAGGACUCUCCUGGAAUACACAGAGGCAAAAAUUAGUCAUUGUCACAGUGAGGUUCUUGAAGAAGUUGCAGCUCUGCAUUGCCUGCAGCCCUCAUGCCCUACAAUGAAGCCGGCUGAAGGAUCCUUCUCUCAGCAGCUCAUACCCCGUCCUACUGUGCCAGCUCCACACAACCUGAACCCAUUUCUACAGUCCACCAACAUGUGGUAUUGUUAAGGUACCAACUCAAGCAGCUGGUGAUGGGUAGCUGAGAAUCCAACACAUCCAGACAUUUACAGCGGACUCUGAGCCUCAAAACAUUAGUCUUCAAUGGAUAAAUUACUGGGUUUGACUGCUCUCGUUUCAGGAGUGACAGACAGGUUUUGCAGGAGGCUCAAGGUUUGCCUGCAUGCAACCUGUCAUCUUAGAGACUACACUAAGAUUUGUUUGUGUUAUCUUUAUCAUUGCUACAAUUAGAAUGAAACAGAUAGGAAAACUGCAUCUCAGAAAUCACAACUUCACAGGUGUGUAAAACACAGCAAUGCAAGCCCUGUCAGUAAGCAUUUAGCUUUGACAAGGGCUUGGCAGGGCAUAAUUUAACCCCAGCCGUCACUGUAAAAGUUUACUCAUCUGUGGGAAAUAAGACUGCAGCUUUGCUGGGGAUUCAGAGGCUUCAUUAUGUAGAUUCACUCUAUAGGCUUCUUUCUCAGUGUGCAGUUUGAGAUGUGCUACAGCUUUGCUGAGACUUCUCUACUCAGCCUCACUAAUUUACUAAAAUUAGGUAUUUUUUAUUUAGUUUAGAUGGAGGGGCAUGAUCCCUAGUCAAAAUAUAAAUUUUAGAUACAAAAAGGAUAUAAGCAUAGCAUACUGUUAAAACAGAUAUGCACAUAUGACAUUUGUUCUAGUAAUUAGGCCUCAAUGUCAAAACAAACCUCUUGCUAGAAGAUGCUUUUAUCUAUUUUAAAAGUAUUCCAAAUAUGUACACUACAUCUAUAUUUUAUAUAGGUGUAAAACCAAAUGACAAUGAUAGCCAUCUUUAAAACAAUUAGAUUACUUUAAUGAACAAAUUAAAUCUGUAAGCAAUUAAACAUCAGAGUAAUUAGGAUCAGAAAGUGGCAGUUCUUUGGUAGCGCACAAGCAAAGAAUUCAGUUUAAAUGACAAAAGAAAUGGAAAAGAUGAUCUGACCAGCAGUUUGAAAAGGUUUUCUCACCCCAGAUAAUAGUUUUUCAGGCUAAUCAGAAUCCUGAGCACCAGCCUAUUAUUCAUUCUGCGAUUCUGUGUGUGUCGUUGUCUGAGUAAAGACCCAAGAUCAGAGCACACGCAGACAGGACGCUUGCUGCGGAUGUUCAUGCAAUGGUCAUAACAGCCCUUCCAGACUACAUCUCACAAAUCAGUUUGGAUGGAGCAAACAAGCACAAGCUGCCCACAGAAACCCGUUAAGGGAUGGAGUCACAGAUGCAGACCUGAAGUUAUCAUUUUUAUUAAAAAAAUAUUUCAGUUGUAGUGUAGUCUCAGAACGGAAAACACCAGAGGCAAAUCAAAAUGAGGUCUUGAAGCAGAGAGAGGAGAAGGCAGGAGGCAAAGCUGUAUGAUAUUACACAGGGAAGAUGAAGGCCAUUUUAUUGUGUUGCUUGUAACAUUUUAACCAAAAAGAAAAGCCCACAAUGGGUUUGAGCGUAUGGUAGGGCUGGAUGAAGCACAAGGCUUGUAUUUCAUGAAAGAUGACCAGACAUAAAACACAGGCCAAGCUCAGCUCUGGAAAAAUCAGGGGUGCACAAGGGGAAGAGAAAGAACACCAUGAACACCAACAUAAACGAGGUACAAUUGAUAGAACAGUUCUGCCUCUCACUUAUCCUCUCUGCUUGAGCACUGGUGAGACAUCGGGCAGCUGGGCAUUGCUGUCUCUGGCCCCAAACAUUUAAUGAUCACUGAUUUUAUCUGCAUGCUGAUAAAAUGUGGUUUAUUUCUGUUACCAUUUCGGCAACACCAUCCAAGAGCUGGUAGGUAACACAGCCAGUAAAGAUGUAGCAUAGCAUUAAAUUCAGAUUUUGAUUAGUACAGUAGAUGUGUGCAAUGUUACUUCUGAGUUCACUGCACUUAAGAGGUUCUUUCCACGUAGCUUUAAAUCUGAAGUGACAGACUGUAGCAUGAGACAGCUAAAAGAAGCCAACUUUAGAAGUCACAAAAUCAGAAAACAUUGAAGAGACUGGCAAGAGCUUCACCAAACAUUUACAUUAAACAUGAAUUGUUGUUCUGAUUACAUUUUAGAGCCAGUAAAUGAAGAAUUUUUUUAAGAGUUGCUCAUCUCCUACUAGAAUUUUUAAUUUUUUAAAGCACAGCAGAUCGGUGCAAAGUACUAUCUCUCCAAUAAGUUACCUUUAUGAAACAGUACAGCAAAAACAUAAUAAUUAGUCAUACUUAACCACAAAAAAUACAUAGGUCUCAUGCCUGCUCUUUGCACUUUUGAGAAGUUUUUUUAAUAAUUACUAUUCAUGGCAGAGAUAAACCAACUGUAACAGGCAAUUACACAAAGCAUGUGGGUUUGCUACAAGCUUCGCUGCUCCCCUGGAAGCCAGGGCAGAUUACCACAGCUAAACAAACCUGGGGGAAAGACCUACCCCUACCUUUUACAUCACAAUUGGAGAACAGCAAAUGCUCUGAUAUUUGCAUCUGAUUCCACCUGAAGUACUUGCUUGGUUUUCUAAUAUUGACCAAGUCUUUUCUCACCUCUAUGUUUCUAAUUGCAAGAAGCUCAAAAUGCUUUCAGAAAUGGAGUGGAUUUGUAGGCAGUACAUGACUUUCUUUUGGGGAGGAUUGCACAACCAUUCUGCUCUCUUACACUGGUGGGCAUAACUAGUUCACAGUGGGAGAGCUAUUUAAAUAUGUAAAUUCCCACCUAUUCAUGUUGACAGUAUUGCAGCCAAAGUAAAUUGGUGACAGGGGACAAGGCAAGACUUAACUCUACGCAGUGCAGUUUAAAGAGCAGAACUGACCCAUCCACAGCACCAGACUAAGUUUCUCAACAGUAUUAACUUUUCAAAGCUGUACCUGACACACAAUUUCUGCCUGUAAGAGAAGGGAGCAUAACAUUAUUUUCCUUAUAAAUUCAGAAUAUUAUUUAAUUUCAAGCUCUGCUGCAAGAGAGCCUGAAGUAAAAGUUAAGUAACGACUCCAACUAGCUGCAUUAAUGAUGCCUUAGAGCAGGGGCCAAGCAACCAACUCAAAUCGAGCUCAAGUGGCUUAAAGUUAUGCCUUUAGGGUUAGGCAAAAAAAGAGGUUACAUCUGUGGACAAAGAGAACAUUUUCACAGUUUAACCAGAUCACCCAUGCUCUAAUAUCAGUUCUUUCAAAGUGCUGGUGCUCAUUUUUUGCUGUUCUUUGUGGACAGUAGUUUCCAUACUUGCAUUCUCUGUAAUACGUUACACAGUAGUAGAAUAAAUGUGGUUCUUUAACUGAUCACACUAAGAACUGGAGAGCAGUCCAAUAACAUCUCCUAAAGCCUGGUGCAAUAGAAUCAGUUUUAAUCCUUCUGAACCCACAAAAGGAUGCUAUAGAUUAGCUCUAUUUCUCUUUACAACCUUCCUUUUGACUUUAUUUUGCAGCUAAGCAUUUUUGAAAAGCAGCUAGGAAAAGGCUUAAGACUCCCUCUAUAAAAUGUCUGGAACUUAUUUCUGACGAAGUAAAUAUAAUAUGCCCUUCGCUUUAAUUGGCACAGAAUCACAAUAUCACCAUCCACCUUAACUUGAGUUUACUGCUAACAAAUUGCUGCAGUGGAAUUAAAGCUCAAAUAUGACCCCAAAGACUAUUGAGCACUGCAAGAUGAGCUCUGACAGCAUAGAAACAACCACAGCAAUUUUACUCAGACUCUACUACAAACACUAGCCUGUAAAUCUGAUCUAUAAAAACAAAACACGAUUGAUCACACAAGGUGGACUUGCUGCUUUAGCUGCAAUAAGGUGCAAUGGGAACUACGCACUCAGUGUUUGAGCUUCCAUAGCACCAUGGAAAUUAAUCUGAUGGGGCUGAGCUAUCCCAGCAAUGCUUUCACUUAUAAUGCUUCACAAUACUUUUACCUGUCAUCAUCCUUGUCAAAAAAGCUGUGGAUUCAUAAUGCAGACUUAUCAAACUGUAGUCUUCAGGCAACUGAAGUUCUCAAGCAACAGUGACAGCGAUGAUAGUAGCUGUACAAGUUGAAAAGCUCCAGCUAAUUUCAUAAUGAAGAAGUGUUUGCCAUCAUACGCUCCUGUCUUAUUAGCUUAUACUUAGAGGUUAGUAACAGUAAAGAAGUGCUACACAUCUGAUAAAGCUGCCCUCUAGGAUAGUCACAUCUUUAUUAUCAUAUUUUCAGGUAGACAUCACUGUAGACACCAGAAGAUGCAUCAAAGCACAAUUCUGUAUUGUUUUGUCUCAAACUCCACAACCUUCACCUCACUUACACAACUCCACUGCGUGUGCUGUGCUUUUACACAGUAAAGGACAGUACUCAGUGCGAGCAGUUACUGUAAUUGAGUUCUAUACCAUCGAAAGCUGAGGAAAGGAGGAGAAACCACACAGCUUUAGGGAUUAAAUAUAACAUGGGAUUCAAGCAACCAAAAAAAGACUGUGUUUCCAGCAAUAACCAAGAUAGAGGAUUAAGGAAGAAUACUGCAGAUAGAGUAGCAAAGCAGAGCUAUUCAUUACAUCUACCUGAACACAUGCCCACUAACCUCCAAAGCACAGACAGAAGGCAAAACAGCAUCAUGUUCGCCGUGAAAGAUCAACAGAAAGGUGAAGAAAUUAAUUCCAUCAAUCUCCAUAAACGGAGGAGGAGAUUUAUCAUUAAGAAGAGCCCAAUUCUGAUUUCCAUGAACAGCUCUAUUCUCAACCUGCCCACACUUAAACCCGAGGAUAGAAACAGCAAGUGGAAAAGUCUCUAUCAGAUCCAAAGAGAAAGAAAGCGGAUAAUGAGGGAAACUUGUUCUAAAUACAAGAGUAAUAAUAGAAGAAUAAUCACUCCUUAUCACGUUUCUAGAAUAUUCGUAGAAGAUAAAUACAGAAUUCUGUAUUGUGAGGUGCCAAAAGCUGGCUGCUCUAACUGGAAACGGGUACUCAUGGUUCUUAAUGGGUUGGCUUCUUCCACAAAAGACAUACAGCACAACACAGUGCACUACGGAAACUAUUUAAAGAGGCUGGAUGGGUUUGAUCACAAAGGAAUUUACCACAGGCUCAACAGUUACACAAAGAUGCUUUUUAUUCGUGAACCUUUUGAAAAGCUGGUAUCUGCAUUUCGGGACAAGUUUGAACAUCCAAACAAUUACUACCACCCAGUUUUUGGAAAAGCCAUCAUUUCCAGAUACCGUGUCAAUGCCACCAAAGAAGCAUUAAGGACAGGCUCUGGGGUCAAAUUUAAAGAGUUCAUUGAAUAUCUCCUGGACGUACACAGGCCAGUGGGUAUGGAUAUCCACUGGGAUCACGUCAAUAGGCUUUGCAGCCCUUGUUUAAUAGACUACGACUUUGUUGGGAAAUUUGAAAGUAUGGAAGAAGACGCCAACUUUUUCUUACACUUAAUUGGUGCUCCACAAAAUUUAACUUUCCCUAAGUUUAAAGACAGGCACUCCGAUGAAGAAAGAACUACCACUAAAAUUACACAGCAGUACUUUGCACAGCUUUCUCCUUCUCAACGACAGCGAAGCUAUGACUUUUACUAUAUGGAUUAUUUGAUGUUUAACUACUCAAAACCUUUUGAAGAUUUAUAUUGAUUGGAGAGCUGGAACAUUCCCACAGUCAUAUUGGUGGAAUUGCAUAACAAAGCCAGGUGGCUGCUGUUUAUAUAUACUUGUCUGUUAGCAAACAAUUGGUUGAGGAGCAGGAAAAAACCCAAACCAGAACAUAAAUGGCUAGUGAUGUUUACACCUUGACCUUAAUUGCCUCCUUUUUCAAAUCAUAUUUUUUCUAUAAUUUCUCCACGUUAUACGUAUGUACAUAUGUGUAUAAUAUUAUAUGUCAGGGCUCCCAAA
This is a messenger RNA of Cuculus canorus (common cuckoo), 6730 nucleotides long. It is a transcript of the gene CHST8, whose product is annotated as carbohydrate sulfotransferase 8. The transcript is spliced from 3 exons. Gene Ontology annotation, biological process: proteoglycan biosynthetic process; carbohydrate biosynthetic process. The record is from RefSeq and is a predicted model, not a curated record. Bases 5309 to 6472 code for a protein of 387 amino acids. Gene Ontology annotation, cellular component: membrane. Lineage: Eukaryota; Metazoa; Chordata; Aves; Cuculiformes; Cuculidae. Gene Ontology annotation, molecular function: sulfotransferase activity.